Messenger RNA from Oryzias latipes (Japanese medaka), 7537 nucleotides. It is a transcript of the gene cenpe, whose product is annotated as centromere protein E. Gene Ontology annotation, molecular function: microtubule motor activity; ATP binding; microtubule binding. Lineage: Eukaryota; Metazoa; Chordata; Actinopteri; Beloniformes; Adrianichthyidae. Gene Ontology annotation, cellular component: microtubule. Gene Ontology annotation, biological process: microtubule-based movement; mitotic cell cycle. The record is from RefSeq and is a predicted model, not a curated record.
UCCAGUCAGAUUGAAGGAAGCAACAUUCAAAAAGAACGGCAUCGUUUCAGCAGCUGUUGUCAUUUUAAGCAGCGUUUUAGGGAACUAGUGUUAAAGUUUUUGCUGUGUUUAACCCUCAGCUUUUAGAAAGAUGACGGAGGAGUCUGCGGUGAAGGUUUGCGUUCGGGUUCGUCCGCUUGUCGAGAGGGAGGAGAACGCCGCCGCAGCGACGGGAGAACCCGUCCAGCUCUUCUGGAGAGCUGACUCCAAGUCCAUCCAUCCCAUCGACGACGCCGGAAACACCGGGAAAAGCUUCAGCUUCGACCGGGUGUUCACCGCGGAGGAGCGAACCGAUCAGCUGUACCGGGACAUCGCCAAGCCCCUGGUCGUGUCCACCGUGGGGGGAUACAAUGGAACCAUAUUCGCAUACGGUCAGACCUGUUCCGGUAAGACCUUCACCAUGAUGGGCAGCGACCAUGCUCCAGGAGUCAUUCCUCUGGCCAUGGAGGAUGUUUUCCAGACCAUCACGACCUUUCCAAACAAAGAGUUUCUUCUCAGGGUGUCCUACAUGGAAAUCUACAACGAGACGGUCACCGAUCUGCUGGUGGACCGUUGGAAAAGGAAACCCCUGGAAGUGAGAGAAGGCAUGAACAAAAGCGUGUAUGUGGCGGACCUGACUGAGGAGGUGGUUACGUCUUCUGCACAGGUCCUGGCCUGGAUCCGGAAGGGAGAGAAAAACCGUCGAUAUGGGAAGACGAAGAUGAACCAGAGGAGCAGCCGCUCGCACACCAUAUUUCGGAUGAUUCUGGAGAGCCGUGAACGGAGCGACCCGGCAUCGAGUGAAGGCGCCGACGGAGCCAUCAUUGUGUCGAACUUGAAUCUGGUGGAUCUAGCUGGAUCUGAGAGGGCCAGCCAAACCGGGGCUGAAGGUGAACGGCUGAAAGAAGGCUGCAACAUCAACCGCAGCUUGUUCACACUCAGCCAGGUGAUCAAGAAGCUGACCGAUGAAAGCCAAACUGGUUACAUAAACUACAGAGACAGCAAGCUGACCCGCAUCCUACAAAACUCCUUAGGAGGAAAUGCCAAAACCGUGAUCGUCUGCACAGUCACACCUGCCAGUCUGGAUGAGACUCUUAGCACGCUGCAGUUUGCCUGCACAGCAAAAAAGAUGAAGAACGACCCUCAUGUGACUGAGGUGUCGGAUGACGGCGCUCUGCUCAAACGCUAUCGCAAUGAGAUCGUGGACCUAAAGCGACGACUCCACGAGGUUUCUUCAGUCACGCAGACCACUGCCACUGAGAAGGAGGUGCUCUCUCAGCUGCUCCAAGAGAAGGAUCAGCUGCAGAGGGAGCAGGAAGACCGCAUCCGGAACCUGACCAAGCUGCUGGUCACCGGCCCCAACCUGGUUCCUGUUCACAAGAUCCCCAAGCGCAGGGUCACAUGGGGGGGGAAGAUGCUCCGGCUCAGCCAGCCUUCUGCCUCAGAGAGCGCCAUGUCAGACCAGAGCUUGGCAGAACCCUUCAGCCACAGGAGGAAAAGAAAGCAACAACUUCUGAACGACGUGAACGAAGAUGAGGAGUUCUUUGACCCUAACUGGGGGAUUCCUGAGGAGCCGUCUGACGACAUGGAGUACAGUCAGACCUCCAUGUCCGUCUGGAGCUUUGGUGACAGUCCCAAGGAGCAUGUGUCUCCUGGUCGGAUAUGUGAGCUUUCAGAAGAGGUGUCCAGCCUAAAGCAGCAGCUGGAGGCAGAGAGUCGGCAGAGAGGGGAGGACAUGAAGACGGUGGAAGUUUCAAAGAGCAGGGUGGCAGAUCUGGAGCUGCAGCUGCAGACAGAAGCUCAGCAGAAGACAGAAGCUCUGGAGAAGAUGCAGACGGCUGAACAGAAGGUUUCAGAUCUGGAGCUGCAGCUGCAGACUGAAGCUCAGCAGAAGAUGGAAGCUCUGCAGAAGAUGCAGACGGCUGAACAGAAGGUUUCAGAUCUGGAGCUGCAGCUGCAGACUGAAGCUCAGCAGAAGAUGGAAGCUCUGCAGAAGAUGCAGACGGCUGAACAGAAGGUUUCAGAUCUGGAGCUGCAGCUGCAGACUGAAGCUCAGCAGAAGAUGGAAGCUCUGCAGAAGAUGCAGACGGCUGAACAGAAGGUUUCAGAUCUGGAGCUGCAGCUGCAGACUGAAGCUCAGCAGAAGAUGGAAGCUCUGCAGAAGAUGCAGACGGCUGAACAGAAGGUUUCAGAUCUGGAGCUGCAGCUGCAGACUGAAGCUCAGCAGAAGAUGGAAGCUCUGGAAAAGAUGCAGACGGCUGAACAGAAGGUUUCAGAUCUGGAGCUGCAGCUGCAGACUGACGCUCAGCAGAAGAUGGAAGCUCUGGAAAAGAUGCAGACGGCUGAACAGAAGGUUUCAGAUCUGGAGCUGCAGCUGCAGACUGAAGCUCAGCAGAAGAUGGAAAGCACGGAACGGCUGCAGUUGAGAGUUGCAGAGCUGGAGCUGCAGCUGGAGGAGCAGAGCAGCUCUGAUGCUUAUGAUCAUAUGAAAAGAGAGUUUGCAGAAGCCAUCCAGCUUUGUGACACUCUAACCUCAGAUAAGGACCUGAUAGCUGCUGAGAGAGACUCCCUGAAGCAGGAGCUGAGCAUGUUCAUGGAUCAGAUGAAACAUCUGGAGCGAGAAAAGGCUGCUUUGUCCAAAGAACUGAAGGAGAUGAGAGACUUGGAAGAGUUCAAUACUCUGGAGGAUGGCUUCAGGAAGGAGCAGGAGAACGAGUUCAGAAAUCAAAUUUCUGUCCUUGAAAAGGCCUUGGAAUCUGCUGAACUUCAGCGUGUAGAGCUUCAGAACAAACUUCAAACUGUUUCUGAAGAGCUCAGAAGGAAAAGUGAAUAUGCAGAAGAGCUCCAGAAUCUGAGCGGCAAAAGUCUGGUUCAGGAGGUGGCGGAGCUCCGGCGCUCUCUGGACGACGCCGAGGGGCUCAGCAGAGACACCAAGAAGGAGUGGGCUGUCCUCCGCAGUCAGAACAUCUCUCUGCUGGAGCUGAAUGCGAGUCUGUCCAGCAGCCAGGAGAAGAUGGAAGCUGAGCUGAGGACUCUGCGUCUGCAGCUGGAGAAGGAGAAGUCGCGGAACAGGAAGAUGCAGAGCGACCUCCAGAAAGAGCUGAACGUGGCCUUUGAUGAAAAUACCAAGCUCACCUCUCUGCUGGAUGGCAAAGUCCCCAAAGAUCUCAUUGACAGCCUGGAGCUGGAGAGAAGAUCGGCUGCCACCAUAAAGGAGCUGAUGGCGGCUCGCCAAGUAGAGGAGGCUCUGAAGGCUCAGCUGGAGGAACUCCAGGCUCUUCCAGAUAAAGUGGACAGCUUGAUGAAGCAGCUGGAGGGUUUGUCGGAGAAGCUUCGAGGCGUCCAAGCCGAGCGGGACGGCCUGCAGUCGGCCCAAGCUCAGAGUCAGCUGGAGGAGCAGCAGCUCAGAGAAGCUCUGCAGAGCCGUGAGGAGGAGCUGCAGAGGAUCCAGGCGUCCCUGAGCUCCCACCAGCAGAACUGGGAGGCUGAGAGGAUUCAGCUCCUGGCUUCUCUGGAGGACUUGGAAGAAAAGGCCGCUGAGACUCAGGUUCUCCUGGAGUCUCUUGAAAACCAGCUUCAGGAUGAGAAGCAGAGGAACUGGGAUCUGCAGGAGGAGAUGCUGAGGGUGUCUCAGGAGCUCCAGGUGGGCGGCGCUCAGAGCACGGCGUUGGAGGUGGAGCGGCUGCUCUCAGACGUCGCCGCUGUGACGGAGGAGAGGGACCAGCUGAAGGAGGACAUGAAGGAGAACGUGGAUAUGAUGAUCGAGACUCAGGCGGAGCUCAGGGCGGCGCUGGAGAACAACCGCGAGCAGAAAAAGAAGAUCAAACUCCUGGAAGCUGCUCAGGCAGCAAAGGUGGAGAGUUCCCAGCUGGAGGAGCUUCAGACUAAGGUGAGCAGCCUGAGCCAGGAGCUCACCAGCCUGCAGCUGGAGAGGGACCGUCUGCAGUCCGAGCAGACGUCCUCGUCUGCGCAGGAGGAGCAGCUGCUGCGUAGUGUGACGGCGCUCACAGAGGAAAGGGAUCAGCUGCAGGAGAUCCUGGAGGGAGUCAGAGAGGAGAAGAGGCGGCUGAGGGAAGAGCUGGAGGAACAGAUGGAGAUGGCAGUUGAGGCUCAAGGCCUCCUCCAUUCGGUUCAGCAGCAGCUGCAGGAGCAGAUGCAGAGUCUCCAUGUCCUUCACACCACCAGAGAAGAGGAGCAGAGUCUCUUGAAGCAGCAGCUUUCAGAGACAACGGCUCUCCUUCAGUCUGUUCAGGAGGAGCUGAAGGAGCAGCAGCAAACAAAAUUGAAACAAAUGAGAGAGUUUGAGCAGAGAGAGUCAGAUUUGAAACAUCAGCUCCUGUUUCUGACAGAGGAGCUUGAAAAAGCAGAGAAAAAUAAUCUAACCCAACAAGGGGAAGAUGGAGAUCAGAGAUCCUCAAAGGAGGAGGAGGAGCUGCUGCUCAGAGUGACGGUGCUCAGGGAGGAAAGGGAUCAGCUUCAGCAGGAGCUCAGAGAGGAGAAACGGCUAAAAGGAGAGCUGGAGGGAAGGAUGGAAAUGCUGCAGGCAGAGAUUUCGGGGUUGAAAGAGAGUUUGCAGACUAUUGGGGAGCAGAGGAGGCAGCUGGAGGAGGAUCUGCAGCACAGCAUGGAUUUGGUAUCUUCAGGUGAAGCUCUCCUUCAGUCUGUUCAGGAGGAGCUGAAGGAGCAGCAGCAAACAAAAGUGGACCAAAUGAGAGAGUUUGAGCAGAGAGAGUCAGAUUUGAAACUUCAGCUCAUGCUUCUGACAGAGGAGCUUGAAAAAGCAGAGAAAAUCAAUCUGAGCUAUCAAGGGGAAGAUGGAGAUCAGAGAUCCUCAAAGGAGGAGGAGGAGCUGCUGCUCAGAGUGACGGUGCUCAGGGAGGAAAGGGAUCAGCUUCAGCAGGAGCUCAGAGAGGAGAAACGGCUAAAAGGAGAGCUGGAGGGAAGGAUGGAAAUGCUGCAGGCAGAGAUUUCGGGGUUGAAAGAGAGUUUGCAGACUAUUGGGGAGCAGAGGAGGCAGCUGGAGGAGGAUCUGCAGCACAGCAUGGAUUUGGUAUCUUCAGGUGAAGCUCUCCUUCAGUCUGUUCAGGAGGAGCUGAAGGAGCAGAAGAACAUCUACUCUGAUCUGCAGGAACUGCUCCAGGAGAAGGAGAGCUCCUUCAUGCACCAGAUGCUGGAGCUGUCAGGACGGCUGGAGAGUGCUGAAGCUGAGUGGAGGUCCCUGCUGUGUGGGAGCCAGAAGCUCACGGAGGAGAAGGAGGAGCUGCUGCGCAGCGUGACGUCUCUGAAGGAGGACAAUCAGCGGCUGGGAGCUCAGAUGAGGGAUCUGCAGCAAGAACUGAUCCAACAGGAGCAGCUGGAGAUGCAGCGGACCUCCGAGCGAGAGGAGGACAGCCGGCAGCACCGAGAGCUGCUGAUUGAAGCGAACAGAAACCUCUCCGCCCUCAAACAGCAGCUGCUCACUCUGGAACAGAAGAGCAGAGAAAAGGAGGAGGAGAAGCAGGAGGUGUUGCCGUCUCGUCUGCAGGAGUCCAACCGUCUCCUUCAGGAGUCUUUUGGGAAACUGCAGGAGCUUAUUGACUCCUGCAGAGAGCACUUCUCCGUCCCUCUGGACCCGGCUCUCGGGGCUCAGUGUUCCCUCAUCCACCCCUACAUGGACUCUCUUCCAAAAGCCAGUGUGGACGUGUACAGGUCCGUGCAGUGGCAGGGGCGGCAGACCGUUCUGAGGUUGCAGAGCGUUCAGAGGCAGCUCCAAGCGCGCGCGAUCUCCAGCAAGAGACUGCUGGAGGUGCUGGUGAAGAAGGAGGAAGCCGUGUUUGAGGAGCGGCGCCUGCAGGACCUGCUGCUGUGCAGAACGCAGGCUCCUGACUGCGACCUGCAGGCUCUGUGGGAGCGCAGACGUGGCGAGCUGCUGGACAGACGGCAGCUUCACCAGCAGGAAAUGGAGAACAUCUUGGAGAGGUUCUGGGCCCACAUGGAAUCCCACAUGUUGGAGCUGAGAGCUGAGAUUGCAGCGAGGGAGAAGUUCAGGGAGCAGCUGCAGGCCGCCGUCACCAGGCAGCCCAUCGUGCUCAGCGAGCUGGACGGCGGCCUGCAGUGCGAGUUGGAACGUCGGUCUGCUGCAGCAACAUACAGCGCUGCAGCUCUGGAGUUCGUGGAAGGGGAGAAGGUUCGGUUCGAUGAACUGAAGCGGCAGGCCGCCCAAACAGAAUCUCUCCUCAGAGAGGAGAAGAGCAAGACGUGCACUCUGCUGCAGGCUCUAGAGGGCGCUCCUCUGAAGACAGAAGUCUCUCUUCUCAAAGACAACCAGGAGCUCUAUCUGCAGCUCCAAGAGGCCCAAGAAAACAUCAAAGCUCUGCGGGUACAGAUGGAGCAGCUACAGGAGGCGCAGGCGUGCGCCCACAGCCGCUUAUCCAGCCACAAAGAGGCCACCCAGCUGCUGCAGACGGAGCUGCAGGACAGCCGCGCGCUCGUCCAGGAGAAGGAGGGCGCCAUCCAGACACUCAGGAGCAAACUGCGCGAGUCAGAGAAGAGAGCUUCUCCUGCUGCAGAAGAUCUGGAGAAUCUGAAAAAGAAGCUGUUCCAAAUGGAGGUGAAGUUCACUUCAAUGUCAGAAGAACACAAACAAGAGAUCCAGAAAAUGAGCUCAAUGUUGAGCAUUAAGGAGGACUCACUGAGGAGGCUGAAGGAGGAUCUGAGGAGGGCCCAGCAGCGGGGGGAGGAAUCAUUUCUGCAGGGUGAGGAUCUUCAUGCAAAGCUGACGAACCCCAAAGGUCUGGUGGUCCGGAGCAGCAUUCUGCUGGAAAAGACCAAGCUGGAAGAGGAAGUCAAACAACUUCAGCUGAAAAUCACUGAGCUGGAAAGCUUGGUGUCCAGUCAGCAGGCAGAGGUCGCCAAGUGGAAGAACAGAGCCAUCAAACUGAAGAACAAAACUGAGAUGGACGAGCCCCCGUUGCCUAGCACCACCAGCAAGAGGCCUCCCCCCAUGACUGCAGAUUUCAACACCCUCUUGUGCUCGCCCAAGAAGAUCCUGCUGACUUCCAACAAGAUGCUGGCCUCGCCUCUGAAGGGUCCCGAGUCUCCCAGCAAACCUCUGGACUCGCCCAAGUCCUCGCUCUUCAGAUCGCCCAAGAGCAGGUUCUUUGACGCGGGCGGGGCCUCCGAGGUGCUCUCCAGAAACCGUCCCAAGCAGUUCUUUGACAACUCUGCCCUGGGAACCACUCCAGAGGUUUCACUCGUUCCUGACUCGGCCUACAGCGAAAUCGAUGCUGCAGCUGGAGCCAGUGGGACAGACCCGUGGUGGCCACAGUCUCCCAAAAAAGAAGAUUUCUGCAAAACCCAAUGAACAUUAAAAGAAUCCUUUUAAAAAUGAAUAUUUCACUUUUCUUUUAAAGCCAAAAAAUAAAUCCUGUGUUUUAGUCUGACUUUUUUGUAUUUCAGUAUAAGAGUGAUUCUCCUCUGAGUUGAAAACACUUCAUGUGCAAUUUUGUUAUAAUUGUAAUAAAUGGAAAAUGAAAUGUGA